GGGAGACGUCAGUGGAGUUCCGCGUCUUUAAAGCUACAAAGCUAAUCGCGUUGUAAUGCCACUUUAAUUGCACUUCUCCAUUAAAAGCGGCUGUUUUUAUCCAUGACAGCGUAGAGGUUAACCUCCGGCAUGCUGGCGGAUUAUUUUAGUACAAGGGAAGCUUUUAAAACUUAAUUCGAGCAGCUGUGAACCGCCAUGAGCGCCAGCGCGGCGUCCGCGCAGAUGGACGAAGUCCGGCUUAGAGCCCGGUCGCUGCUCUCCUCCUCGGGCUUGGCUCAGGACGUGAAGGCCGAGGUCCAGACGAUGGCCGCCUUCCCGCUGCCCCCGUCAGAGAAGUACCGUCACCUGGCAGCGGAGGCCAUGCUGAAGGAGAACACGGCGGGCGACAGCGAACAGGAGGUGCUGGAGUCGUUGAGCAGACUGAUUAAGGCCUUGAGCAUCCUGGAGAAGUACGGCUGUAACCUGACCAGUCCCACCAGGCCCAGGUACUGGAGGAGCGUCAAGCACAACAACCCGGUCUUCAGGACCACCGUGGACGCAGUCAAGGGAGGCCGCAGAGUCCUGUAUUUGUACGGUUACAUCAACCAGCAGAUCGAUGGUCUCAGCUUUCCCGACGAAGUCAUCGAACCGAACGCGGAAAAGGUUGCCGAGGUGACCCUGGAGGUCAUGACCUUACGCACCGAGGUGGACAUGCUCAUAAAGGAAACUCAUCCUCAUAAAGAAUACUUCAGAGACAUCAUCCCAUCCCUCAUCCAGCAGACGGAGCUGGCGAGCGACGCCGUGGUCAUCCCGCCGGCCGAGGAGCAGCGGGAGGACGAACCGCAGGCCUCGCCUCCUUCGACUAAACCUCCUGUGCUCCCCAAGCCGUCCCCAGCGUGUGCAGACCGUCCUGCCGCCGCCGCCGCCGCCUGCAGUCUCUGCGGCGGCGCCCCGUCUCUGCUCUGCCCCUCAUGCAACAGGCAGCAGUUCUGCGACGCGUGCGACGACCUCUUCCACCGCCACCCGACCAGAGCCAAUCACAAGAGGGACAAGCUGCAGAGAAGCAAACAGGAAACGUGCAGCAUCUGCGGCGUGGCUGCCGUCCACGCUCAGUGCUCCACCUGCGUCCAGAGGCUGUGUGUGAACUGCGACAUGCUGUUCCACUCUCACCCCGACCGCAAAGGACACAACAGGACGCACGUCACGCCCGCCAAAACCUCCAGUCCGUCCCUCUCUCCGUGGUCGUGCGCCCACUGCACCACCGUGAACGAGAUGCGCGCCGUGCUCUGCAUCACCUGCGAGCGCCCCCGGCUGGCCACGGCCGCCUCGCCCGCCCUGGAAGCCUCGGCUUCGCUUCCCACGUCUCCAAACUCAGAGUGGCAGUGUAAAAGCUGCACGGUGGUGAAUCAGGGCAGCAGCAUCCUCUGUGAGGUGUGUGAGCGCCCCCGUCUGGCCACCCGCCCGCCCGUCACCCCGGCAGCGUCCGGCCCCGGGUCCCCGCCGGCCUCUGGAGGAAAGUGGACGUGUCACUUCUGCACGUACCUGAACACCAAGCCCUCGGCGGCGUGCGAGAUGUGUAACCUGUCCUGUAAAGAGUCCGCCGGGGGUUCAGCGCCUCGCUCUCUGCAGCAGACGCCGGCCAGCGCCAAGGCCCCCAGGCCGCAGCCGAAGCCCCGGGUCAACCUGGACCUGAAGAGGCAGAACGCGAUGAAGGAGGACGGCCUCAACCUCAUCCAUCAAAUACGAGAAGCAGAGAAGCGAGGCGUCAGCCCGGAGGAAGUGUACGCCGCCCUGGGCAUGUGCGGCGGCAGCAACGUGAACCCCUGCGACUGGCUGACGUCGGAGCUGCCGCACCUGCUGGACGAGAUCUGCGCCAUGGCCGCCUCCGUCCAGCUCAGCUACACGCGGGGGAACGCCGGCACGAACCCCCAGGCGGAGCGGGACGAGGAGGAAGAGGAGAGGCGGGCCGGCCUGAACGGCGAAGGCGUGAAGCUCUCCAGAGCCGAGGCCAAGCUGGCCUGGCUGGCGGCCGGAGGAGACACGGACAGAGCCGUGAGGCAGCUGCUGAGGGACCGACAGACCAAGAUGCGGGAGCUUCACUCUCUGGGUUUCCGGGACGUGGCGCGGUGCGAGGAGGCCCUGCGGCAGAGCGGCGGGGAGGUGAAGGGGGCUCUGUCUCUGCUCCAGCGCCCCCUCCUGGAGUCCUUCCACCAGCGCAUCUGGACCGACCAGCCGGAGCCGCCCAUCGACCCCAAGCACCCGGACAAACAGAGGAUGUGCCGCCGCCUGCUGGCGCUGUACGACCUGCCCAGCUGGGGGCGCUGCGAGCUGGUGCUGUCGCUGCUGCAGGAGCAGGACGUGUCCUGCUCCCUGGAGGACGUGGUCCAGGCCGUCAAGGAGUCCAACGACAAAGACUUCAUCCGCCGCCUCCUCAUCAACGAGUGUCCCUGCUGCCUGAGCGUCUUCCCCCGCAGCAAGAUGCAGUCCCUGACCUCCUGCCAGUGCUCCAUCUGCCACGACUGCUUCAGGCAGCACUUCACCAUCGCCGUGAGGGACAAGCACAUCCGGGACAUGGUGUGUCCGUCCUGCAGCGAGCCGGACAUCAACGACCCCGAGCAGCUGGACAGCUACUUCUCCACGCUGGACAUACAGUUGCGGGACUGUUUGGAGCACGACGUGUUCGAGCUGUUUCACAAGAAGCUGACCGAGCACACGCUCAAGAAAGAUCCAAAGUUCCUGUGGUGCUAUAAUUGCACCUGUGGGUUUAUCAACGAUGGAGACCAGCUGAAGGUCACCUGCCCGUCCUGCCGCAAGAGUUUCUGUGCUCAGUGCAAGAAGUCGUGGGAGCCCCAGCACCAGGACGUGACCUGCGAGCAGUUCCAGCAGUGGAAGCGGGACAACGACCCGGAGUACCAGAAGCAGGGCCUGGCCGGCUACCUGCGGGACAACGGCAUCACCUGUCCUCAGUGCCGCUUCCAGUACGCCCUGACCAAAGGCGGCUGCAUGCACUUCACCUGCUUCCAGUGCAGGUACCAGUUCUGCAGCGGCUGCAACAACCCCUACCAAACGACCGGCUGUAAGACGGCUCAGUGUAACUACAACGGGCUCCACGCCCACCACCCCAGAGACUGCCUCUUCUAUCUGCGGGACUGGGACCCGGCGCAGCUGCAGGAGCUGCUGCAGAGGAGCAGCGUGGAAUUUAACACCGAGCCUUCCGACGACGCUUCCAUCGACGCCUGUGGUGUGAUGGAGCAGAAAGACGAGGGCAACCAGCAGUUGGACUCGCCGUGCGGCAUCCAGACUCACCCUGGUCAGGCCGGACUCUGCGAGAAGCACUACAAGGAGUACCUGGUGAGCCUGAUCAACAUUCACUCUCUGGACCCCGCUCUGCUCUACGACGCCAAAGACCUGGAGAUCGCCUGCAAGAGGUACCUGGUGGAGGUGCCGAGGGGAGAGGCCGAGGACGACCAGACGCACCAGGCGCGAAUGCUCAAGAAACUGAUGGAGGUCCCACUCGGAGAAAAAGUUCCCAGAAACAAAUGAAGACAAUCGAGCCUGGAGUUAAUGUCGGUUGUGUUUGGGGGAGAAAAAAAAACUGUUUUAUUUGAGUUUAAAAUCAUAUAAUAGCUGUUUGAUUUCUUUCCUGUUUUUAUCCAUAUUUUAAUGUCUUUAAAACUGGAAAAAGAAUCUAUUUUGGGAAAGAGAGUUUUUAUAGAGUUUAAUAAGCUCUUCAACAGUUUGAAAGUGAAAAUUUUAAACGAGAGAAUCAAGAGAACAAGGCUUUUCAAAGUCAUAACACUUUAAAAAAAAAAAUAAAGCUUUUUGUUUAAAAAUGUGUAUAAAUAGAUCAAUGUUUCACUGUGCUGCUUUAAAAAGUCUUGUUCAGCCUUAUUCUGCACAAUACGUUUUAUCCGUGUCAAGGGUACCGUGAUUAGAUAUUGUUCUUCAUAUUUGAUCAUAUUCUCAAAUGAAAAGUGUCAUUCAGGAGAACUAACUCGGUGUCAGAGGUUGUUUUCCAACAUGAAGGAGCAAUAUUGUUCAUAUUUUUCAUCAUUUACACUCUUAGUACUUCGCUAUUCACCACUGUUUUUACAUGUUUUCAUUUCUGUUUUUAUUAAUUCAUUGGAGACGAAGUAAAUGAAGUUGCUGAAUGUGGUCGGAUUAAACAGUGCCACUUUCAAAGGAAUCAGUUUGCAGCAUGGCGGAUCAUUUGUUCCUUCAGAUAUCAAAUCAUACCAGUCAGUUUUCUGUUUGAGCGGUCGAAAUGAGCUCAAUAAAGGAUUAUUUUACAAACA
This is a messenger RNA of Salarias fasciatus (jewelled blenny), 4274 nucleotides long. It is a transcript of the gene rnf31, whose product is annotated as ring finger protein 31. Gene Ontology annotation, cellular component: LUBAC complex. Gene Ontology annotation, biological process: protein linear polyubiquitination. Gene Ontology annotation, molecular function: K48-linked polyubiquitin modification-dependent protein binding; ubiquitin protein ligase activity; K63-linked polyubiquitin modification-dependent protein binding. The record is from RefSeq and is a predicted model, not a curated record. The coding region runs from base 196 to 3522 and encodes 1108 amino acids. The transcript has 24 exons. Lineage: Eukaryota; Metazoa; Chordata; Actinopteri; Blenniiformes; Blenniidae.